Messenger RNA from Mesoplodon densirostris (Blainville's beaked whale), 1638 nucleotides. RefSeq names its product solute carrier family 39 member 5 (gene SLC39A5). The record is from RefSeq and is a predicted model, not a curated record. Gene Ontology annotation, biological process: intracellular zinc ion homeostasis; BMP signaling pathway; zinc ion import across plasma membrane. Bases 1 to 1638 code for a protein of 545 amino acids. Gene Ontology annotation, molecular function: zinc ion transmembrane transporter activity. The transcript is spliced from 10 exons. NCBI's taxonomy places the organism in Eukaryota, Metazoa, Chordata, Mammalia, Artiodactyla, Ziphiidae. Gene Ontology annotation, cellular component: membrane.
AUGGGGCCCCCAGUGAGUCAUCUGCUGGCUGGCCUGUGUGUGUGGGUGGCCUUGGGCUGGGUAGGGGGCUCAGCCCCCUACCUGGGCCCUGCUGAGCAGGAGCAGAACCAUUACCUGGCCCAGCUGUUUGGCCUGUAUGGGGAGAAUGGGACGCUGACUGCAGGGGGCCUAGCGAGGCUUCUCCACAGCCUGGGGCUAGGCCGAGUUCAGGCCCUCCACCUGGGACACCACGGGCCUCCAGCUGGGCCUCCAGCUGGUCGGGCUACACCCCCAGCUGGAGACAAUUCCACGCACAGGCCCCAGGACCCCGAGCUGAGUGUGGACGUCUGGGCAGGGCUGCCUCUGCACCCGUCUGGGCGGGGUGACCUGGAGGAGACCGAGGCCCCAGCACCACCCCAUGGGCCAGCCCCAUCGGGCCUGGGCCUCUUGCACAGGCUUCUGCUGCUGGACCAUUCACUGGCUGACCAUCUGAAUGAGGAUUGUCUGAAUGGCUCCCAGCUGCUGGUCAAUUUUGGCUUGAGCCCUGCUGCUCCUCUGACCCCUCGUCAGUUUGCUCUGCUGUGUCCAGCCCUGCUUUAUCAGAUUGACAGCCGUGUCUGCAUCCGGGCCCCAGCUCCAACCCCCCCAAGGGAUCUGCUAUCUGCCCUGGUUCAUAGUGCCCUGGCAGUCCUGCUGCUCAGCCUGCCUGCUCCCCUCUCCUUGCUGCUGCUGCGGCUCCUGGGACCUCAUCUGUUGCAGCCCCUGCUGGGCUUUCUGGGGGCCCUGGCCGUGGGCACUCUUUGUGGGGACGCCCUGCUACACCUGCUGCCACAUGCGCAAGGAGGGCAGCAUGCUGGACCUGGUGGGCAGCCAGAGGAGGACCUGGGACCAGGACUGUCGGUGCUUGGCGGUCUCUUUCUUCUCUUCGUCCUGGAGAACAUGCUAGGGCUUUUGCGGCGCCGAGGGCUCAAGCCAAGAUGCUGCCGGCGAAAAAGAAAGGAUCUCAGAACUCCAAACCUGGACCCGGAGGAUGGCAGUGGGAUGGCGCUUCGUCCCCUGCAGGCAGUUCCAGAGCCAGGGGCUCAGGGCCAGAGGGAGCAGGACAGCCAGCCCCCAGCAGUCCUGGCCCCACCUGGGUGCCAAGGCCACAGUCAUGGAUGUCAGGGUGGCGGUGGCACCAAUAUCACGUGGAUGGUCCUCCUGGGGGAUGGUCUGCACAACCUCACUGAUGGGCUGGCCAUAGGCGCUGCCUUCUCUGAUGGCUUCUCCAGUGGCCUCAGCACCACCGUAGCAGUCUUCUGCCACGAGCUGCCCCAUGAACUGGGUGACUUCGCGAUGCUGCUCCAGGCAGGGCUGCCCUUCCGGCGGCUGCUGCUGCUGAGCCUGGUGUCUGGAGCCCUGGGACUAGGGGGUGCAGCCCUGGGGGUGGGGCUCAGUUUGGGCCCUGUCCCCCUCACUCCCUGGGUGUUUGGGGUCACUGCCGGGGUCUUCCUCUACGUGGCCCUUGUGGACAUGCUACCAGCCCUGCUACGUCCACCUGGGCCCCUCCCUACGCUCAAUGUGCUACUGCAGGGGCUGGGGCUGCUGCUGGGGGGCGGCCUCAUGCUCACCAUAGCCCUGCUGGAGGAGCAGCUGUGGCCUCUGGUCUCUGAUGGCUGA